Saccostrea cuccullata (small rock oyster) is the source of this 2497-nucleotide messenger RNA. Its product is annotated as kelch domain-containing protein 10-like. The transcript is spliced from 10 exons. The record is from RefSeq and is a predicted model, not a curated record. NCBI's taxonomy places the organism in Eukaryota, Metazoa, Mollusca, Bivalvia, Ostreida, Ostreidae. The coding region runs from base 51 to 1196 and encodes 381 amino acids. Gene Ontology annotation, molecular function: protein binding. Gene Ontology annotation, biological process: positive regulation of stress-activated MAPK cascade.
UAUUGAAUCACGGUUAGAUGAACGUUUCAAUGACAGAAAAAACUUAAAAAAUGGCAGUUAGGGGGCUGAUCGUAGAAAAAUUUGGAUCCCCAGAGCAAGACGACGAAGCUACGGAAAAUAUCGACAGAAACAAUUUAGAUUUUCUGUUCCCGCGGAGUGGACACCGAGUGGUGGUAGACGACAGUAACCUUUAUGUACUGGGAGGCUACAACCCAAAGUUCCUGAAUGUUCCAAACACAGAGGACACCUACUACCCACUGUUUAAAGAGUUAUGGAAGUUCAACUUCGCGAGAAGGGAAUGGACAAAAUUAGAAACUGACGGUAACAUGCCAAUAGAGCUGGCGUCACAUGCAGUCCUGAGGGCAGGGAGGAACCUUCUGUGUUUUGGAGGGACUGGGGUCCCCUUUGGUUCUAACAGCAGCAAUCAGCUAAACAUCUGUAACCUGGACACACUGAAGUGGAGACACAUGAAGUGUUCAGGAGAAUCUCCACAGAAAAAAUAUGGGCAUACUGUGACAAAGAUCGGCAAGCACAUGUACGUGUGUGGGGGGACAUCGGGCUACACGUACGACCUUCACAUUCACAGACUCGACCUUCAGUCCUUGACCUGGGAGGAGUUACCUGCCCUGUCUGACUUCGUUCCGGAGAGCAGGUACCGACAUGAGGUGGCGAGCCAUGACAACCAUCUGUUUGUGUUUGGUGGAGGAACUGCCUCAUCUACCUUUGGAUUUGAAUACGUUCCAGCAUUUCACAUUCCAACUUGUAAAUGGGAAAACAUCAAGUCCAUUCCAGACCCUAAACACGGUUUUCCUCCCCUUAGGAAAUGUCACAGCUGUGUCAAGUUCAAACAAGAUGUGUACAUAUGUGGUGGAUUUGACACCCAGACAAUAUUUGGAGACAUUUGGAAGUUCUCCCUACAGACAUACACAUGGACAAAGUUACCCUCCUCUCUACAAGUUCCUGUGUACUUCCACUCGGCUGACAUCACUCAGGAGGGGUGUAUGUAUGUGUUUGGGGGCGUGUCCAAAAUAGACAAAGUCCGAACCAAUUGUUUACAGAGGAUCUGGCUGACCACGCCCAGUCUUCAGGAAAUCUGCUGGGAGAGGAUCGUGUCGUGUCUGGACUCAGACAGUCUGACCAGGACAUCAUUUCUCUCUUCUCAUCUUCCUCUGCACUUCGUAGAGAGGUUGUCAUGACACACAGUUUAUCAACAUCUGUUAUACCCUCCAUAAAACCAUAGUCGACAUGACUACACCGUGUACAACUCUUCACCGCAUGAUGUCACUGCUUCGUUUCUCUGAGGAGGAAUGACUCCAGACUGCCAAUACCACAUCGAUUCAAAACCUUCUCAAUCACAUUGAUUUCCCCGUGUGUUUUUUUUUAAAUAAGAUUUUUUUCAUUAAGAUGCCCAGUGUCUCUUAAGAUGACAUAACCAUUACAACCACUCCAUAUUUCUAUUGCUGUUGACCUGUUUUUAAAACUAUAUUUUGUUUUUUAUGUUAUUUUUUGUGGCAUUAUUUUUGAGCAUUUAUAAUUUUUAUGGAUGUUUGUUGUAAGCAGUAAAGUGACAGUGGAAAUUUAAUUACAAGUAGAUGUUUACAUUGUAUGUGUAUAUUAUGAGCCUAUGUUAGACGAUGGUUUAUUCGUUUGUUUGUUUUUUGUUUUUUAAGGAUUGAUGAAGGAAAUGUUAUUGUUGAGGUCUGAAGAUAAAUGAUACCGUAAAUCACUUUUUACUCAUGAAAACUUCAUUUUUGCAAAAUUACGUGAGACAGUUUGCUCGUGAAAAUUUCAUUCUCUCGUACAAUAGCAUUCCUUAAGAUAAUACAGAGCAAAAACCACAAUUGGUAAAAAUUUUGUCUUGCUAAUAAAGAGUUGAUGACAAUCACCCGAAAAUAAGGUGUCGCGAAUAUUUUGUGAUCUACAGUAUAAUUUUGAUGACAAGUUGUUGCUUAAGAACAUCAGGGGACUCUUUUAAAUUUUUAACUUUAUUUUUGCUGAGUGAAGUUUAUAUACAUGUAGGUCUCUGGUGUAAUAGGGCUCAGAGUUUUAAUGUAGAGUAUAGAUUUAGUCAGUUCUAAUGUUUUAGUUUUAAUGUUUUGUAGUUGAUAGAGUAGUCAGUUAAAGUCAGUUUCUAAAUGAAAUCCACCGGGAAGAAUUUCUUACUUGAUAUACAGCAUAAUAAGGUUAUAAUCCUUGCUUAGUUUUAACAUAGUAUUGUCCAUAGUUUAGCAGUAAUUUAUUUGUUUUGUUAAUUUGUGAAAUGUGUUAGGUACUGUUACAUAACUUACAUUUGUAUUAAAAGUCUUUAAAUUUCAAAGGAUAACCCUGAAAGUCAGCUAUUUAUCUUAGAGCUAGAGGUCUUGUUAGAAUGUUCAGAUCCUAAGACUCCUCAUGGGAUGCUUGUUUUGUAUUUUCUGAGAGAAAAAAUGUCAUUUUGUAAAGAUAUAGUUUUCCCCUUCAGUACAAUAUACGUGAGAGUGUGCCAUGAUUGAAAUUU